Molecule: messenger RNA, 4842 nt
Organism: Liolophura sinensis
Lineage: Eukaryota; Metazoa; Mollusca; Polyplacophora; Chitonida; Chitonidae
Product: tripartite motif-containing protein 3-like
Exons: 1
Coding region: 1-2298 (765 amino acids)
Molecular function (GO): zinc ion binding; protein binding
Source: RefSeq, a predicted model, not a curated record
AUGGCUUCCACUCUUCCAAAUUACAUCUCUAAUGACUUUGUGACUUGUUCGCUCUGUUUCUCUGCGUACAAGGACCCCAGGACUCUGCCGUGCUUGCACUCCUUCUGUCAUUCCUGUUUACAGGACUACCUUAGCAAGAACACGAACAGCUCGGUUUUCGCGUGUCCAGUCUGUAAAACAAGGACCAUGUCAGCAUCCGAGGGUGCCACCAGGUUUAAAGCCAACCACUUCCUGUCCAGCCUGAAGGAUACAUUCCCCGAUGUAAAGGAUCUCACACCGUGGUGUGAGUUCUGUGCAGGUGAGGGUAGAGAUAAAUCGGGGACAUCUCGGUGCCUGGACUGUCGCCAGUCUCUCUGUGACACUUGUGCCGCAGUGCACUGUCGCACCAAGCUUACCCAGAGCCACCUGGUACUCACCAUGUACCAGCUUCAGAGCGGCAAGUACGAUAGAGACAUUCGGAUACGUCAGCCAAUCACCUGUGAGGUACACCCAGGGAAGAAGGUGAAGCUGUACUGUACGAAGUGUGAGCAGCUACUCUGUCUGACAUGUAAGGCCACUGACCACGAUGGGCACAAGUGUGUUGACCUGUUUGACAUUGGCUCGCAUGACCGUGAGUUUCUCCGAACACUUAUGGAGCCCGUCAAAAACAAAGUGCCAAUGUUUGAGAGGCAGCUAAGGGAAGUGGAAAGUAGCGAGACUGAUGUGAUGGUGAACAGAGAGCACCUGAUGGAGGAGCUGCACGCCCGCCGCGACUUCCUCUGUAAGAUGAUUGAGGAUCGCUGUAACACGCUUAAGGCCCAGAUAGACGGAGUGUUUGUCAGCCAUCAGAAACAGCUGGAGGGAUACAAAGAGUCGCUGAGGCUAGACAUCCAGUCCAUGAAGACAGCUGCAGACUUCACAGACAAGCUGGUAACCCACGGCCGUGACGCAGAAAUCGUCAGUAUGAAGAGCCUGGUACACGACAGGCUGGUCUGGCUCAAAUCACUGGAAACCUCGGCUGCACAAUUCCAGGAUGGCUUCAAGUUCCAGAUGGGCUCCAUUUCCAAGGAGGAGCUACAAAAAGUGUUUGGGAACUUGGUUAGAGGAGCCUUUCCACAGCCUCGAUCGGUGACUCCUCUACCAACAAUCUCUCCUAAGCCAGUGGCAGACAGAACGCCACGCUACGAACAACCCAGAGAUAGAGGCAUCUCACCAGUACGAGAGCCUGCUGAAAAGCCAGUAGAGUAUGUUUAUGCUGAGACAAAGCCAAGAGAUACGGUGCCUAUUCUAAAGUCUUCACAUACUUACCCAGAAGAUAGUAUACCUGUCCACCCCCACCCCUUCUACACCCGCCCAAUCAAGGUGAGGAGGGACACCCGCAGAACACCCCCUAAUGUGAAGAAGGCCCCGAUUGCCAGAGAGCAUGUGCAGUCGGCAGAGACGCGUCUGCCGCCUGUCCAUCAACAGCCGACUCGCGUUGCUAACGCCCACCUGUCAAAAGCCCAAAUGAUCAGGUCACUUCCAGUGAGGACUAGUCAGGACAGUAAGAAGAGCUGGCCCACAGACAUAGCUGUCAACAGUAUUGGGGAGCUCCUGGUCGUGGACAGCAACAACAAGAAAGUCAAAGUGUUCAGUAAAGAGACGUUCCUCAGGGCAGAGAUAGGUCGCACAGGUAGACAGAAGCUGAUAGACCCCUGGUCGGUAGCCGUUCUCAGCAACGACAACAUCGUGGUCACAGACAGAGGAAGCCACAACGUCAAAUUCUACAACCACAAGGGCAAGUUUCUGUACUCUUUUCAGGGCGGCUUAGCAGAUCCGCACGGAGUUGCCGUCAACAGUAAGGAUGAAAUCAUUGUGGCGGACUGGGAGAAACGGUUAGUGUAUGUGUUUGAUCCUAAUGGCAACCUGCUGAACUCCAUAUCAGGGGUGGACGGAUCUCCGUUAUUCCACAGCCCUUACUACGUGAGUGUGACGCCAAGUGAUGACAUAAUCGUCUCAGACUACAUGGGUCACUGUAUUAAGAUCUUUGACCCCGAGGGAAGAGCCCUGUAUCAGUAUGGCACACGUGGUGCAGCUGAAGAACAACUCAAGUACCCUAACGGUGUCUGUGCUGACACAUACGGGAACCUGAUUUUGGUAGACAGGGGAAAUAACCGCAUUCACAUGAUAUCUAUGGAGGGUCAGUUCCGCUGUUUCUUGGCCACAGUACAAGAUGGAGUUCGGGAUCCAACAGCUGUCUGUGUGGAUAGGGACGGUCAUUUAGCUGUCACUGACGGCACAGGCAUGAUCAAAAUGUAUAGAUACUUCCCACUCCAGUGAACAAUGACCCACACAAAACCAAUCAAUGUGUGACAUUUCAAAUAACUUAUUAGCAUAAUUUAUUUAAUAUCAGUUAAGAGAAAUGACAUAAAUCCAUUUGUAUGCUACUGAUUUAUAUAUUUAUUUGAUUGCUGUUUAAGUUUUAUGCCAUAUUCAGGGUGUUCAAAAAAAGCAUGUAGCAGGCUGCAGCUGUUUACUGCCAUAACCACAGCCGCCUACACUGAAUAUUGUAACUAUUUAAAUCAUUCGUAAUUGUGACAUAAUUACUUUCAAUUCAGCCGCCUACUUUUGAACCUCCUUCUGCAAUUCUAAAUUAAAACCCUGCAUAUUCAAGAAUUUUAUGUGCUUAUCACCACUGGAAUUUAUUUUGUCAUCAUAUGUAAAUAACAUGAUAUCUUAUAGAUUGUUAUCAGAGACAUCCCUUGACAUGUUUAUUUUGUUCUUGGAAUCUAAACAUAUCAAAUGUCUGGUUACAAGGCAACAUGUGACAGUACGACAUUGUAAAAGGACUACGCUUAUUAUUUUUACUGUUAAGUUUAUUGUAGAAAUUUCUCAUUUAGGUUUAACACUGAUUACUAAAAUGUGAAAGAAUGGAAAAGCCCCACACCUUUGCAAUGCCUUUCAUCUUGUUUGAGCACACAUUUAGAGCAAAAUAUUAGUUAAGAAGAAAUGAAUUCCACUCAAGUUUGCGAGCAUUUGUCCAUUCUCCCAUUUUUAUUAAAAUAAAACAUAAUUACACGUAACAUUGCUUUGGCAUUGAUACUGUAUGUACAUGUAUACAUGCAAUCCAGGGUACCUACAAUGUACAGGUAUAUGAAAAUGAAAUCUUCAAGUAGUUUUCCACGAGUUUUCUGUCAUUUUUAAGGCUAGUUUAAACAUACCAUGGUGCAAAUUAUACACUAUAUUUUAGGUCUGAAUUACAGAUGUUUUAAUUUACAUGCAUGUAUAUUGAAUAGUACGCUUGCUUUUGCAGGAAAUAUCUGCCCUUCACCUCUGUAAUGUGACACAUUCCUUGACCCGGCCUUGGCUCAGUAAAAAAAUUAUUGCCAUAUAUCAUUAUACAGGGCUUCCUCUGGUUCAGUAGUUUUAGUAUUUUUUUCAGCCAGUCACUUUAGCCACUCAUCAGAUUUUGUAGUAAAUACUAUUUUUCUUUAGCCAUACUUCCUUAGCAGAUAGGACACUUGUAGGUCUCCUUCUGCAAUUCGUUUUAUCUGCCUUGGUGUAGCUACUAGAAUCAGUUUGGUCUCUUUCAACUAUAUCUGGAGUUUAUCAAAUGUUACAUUUAGAACAGUUGCCCUCAAAAUAAUGGAACAAUGCUUGGCAGCUUCCUUUUGUUUUUUGAAAAAAAAAAUCAAUCCUUUUUUCAACUUUUUUGUAGAAUCCUAGUAAAAUGUAAUUUCCUCUAUCAGAAAAAUUUGUUACGAAAUUAAAUGGUAAAUUCAGUUUAUUUAAAUGCAACAUUAUGAUCGGUACAUUGAAGUAAAACAGUGUGGCAGAAGAAAACCAGAUGACGUACACACUUAUGUAACGGCACAUAUUCUGAAACAUUUAAUUUACUUUGGAUCCAAAAAAAAUGUUUAUUAAGUGGAAAAGUUUAAAUUUUACAUGGAAGGUAACUUCAUUUACAUGUGUAACUCUACCUUGAUUUAUUUCCCUUGAUAAUUUUUUAUUUUUAUUUUUACAAUUGGCGAUGAAAGGUAUCCCCCAAAAUGCCAUGGCUCUCAUUCGUUAUUUAACAAUAAUGAUUUCAAGCGUUAUUUAAUGUAAGUCAACUUGCAGCAAUGCUGAACCCCCUUUGUAGAUUUCUGACAAGUAAUCGCCAUACAACUGUGUUGUUUCGCUGAGAUGAGGCCGUUUGAAAUGAAACUAAGUAGUUUAUUUUAAUUAGAAAAAUUGUGAAAAUCUGCUAAACACCCCAGGAAACUCUCAUGGUAGAUUUUGUAUAACGUUUGUAUUUUUUCUUAAGUAAAUAAAUUUGUCGAGAAACACAUUUGCAUUUUUUCAUUUUUUUUUUGCAUUUUAUCGCCAUUUCAAAAAAUUGUUCUAAAUUUGCGACAAUGGUGAGUGCGAGCAGAGGCCCUAAUUAUGGGAGAAUUAUGAGCAACCCCCUGAUAUACAGACUCGGCGGUCAGCAGACAAUAUUUAAUUUUGGGACAAACUAAGAUAUUCAAAGAGUUUCCACGAGUAUUUGUCUUUUUUAAGGACUUUCAAGUACUUGAAAAUGAAAUUGUAUUUUUCAAGCGCUUUCAAGGAGUUUCAAGGACUGUGCGCACCCUGCAAUCACUUGUUUAAAGGUGGAGAAAACAUAAAAAUGACAUAAAGUUCAGAUGAAAGAGUGCAAAAAGUUAUUCCUAAAUGUGGUCUUCGAUAUUUUUUCCAAUUUUUCCUUAAGGAGAAAAAGACACUCGAAAAUAAUUUUUCUAUGGUGGGUAAUACCAAAAGGACCACCUUUUGGUAUUUAUAGCCUUUGUUUAAUAAUGUCAUAAAUGAGGAUGUAAAAAAGGUUUAAUAAAUAUUUAUGCACUAGAAUCUGUUCUUUUCAGC